GUCUAAAAAAUCGGAUAAUAAAAAAGUUUGUUUGCUAUUACACAUUUUGAGACAUUUGAAAAAUCGUCAACUAUUUAUUUUUGCAGUUCUAAAUAAAACAUUUUCAGCUUACAAACAUGGGCGACUCACCGGACGCGCAUAGCAAAGAGAAUUUAGAGGCCAAGGAACCCAGUCCAGAGCAAUCAGCUAAGGAGAAACCCGUUGCCAAGACCAAAGAGGGCAAGGAGAAAAAAGGCAAAGAGGAUAAAGAUGAUAAGGGUCGCACAUCGAUUGGCCUGGGAUUGGCGGGCAUAGGAGGACAGGCAAAGGCUGCACCACGUUUUGCGCCCACCUAUCGCCUGGAGCCAAAGAAUCCGUUGCGCAAGGAGCGUCUAGAGAUCAUUAUCAAGGCCGAGAUGGAUAAGAACUAUAACGAGGAGUACACAUUCCAUCCGAAGCAUUCGCUGCUGAUGGCUGCCCAAGUCAGCGAGGAUAUCAAGACACGCAUCAAAGCAUUAAAUUUCGAUCGAUAUCGUUACAUUGUGCUGAUCACUGUGGGUGAAUUUCUUAUGCAGGGAUUGUAUUCGCUGGCUAAUUUCUUGUGGGAUGCCGAAAAAGAUGGCUAUGUUAAUUACACAAUCGAGACGCCGAAAUUCUUUGCCGUUUGCACAGUGUUCUACAUUUAUUUUGACUAAGGAAAAGACGCUUUUAAAUUCAGUUUUAUUUAUGAGUUCAAUUGACGUGCAAGCUGAUUCUAUGUGAAUGUUGUUUAAUUUGACGAACGACAA
Messenger RNA from Drosophila albomicans, 767 nucleotides. Its product is annotated as dynein light chain Tctex-type protein 2B-like. Gene Ontology annotation, molecular function: dynein intermediate chain binding. Gene Ontology annotation, biological process: microtubule-based movement. The transcript has a single exon. The coding region runs from base 117 to 674 and encodes 185 amino acids. NCBI's taxonomy places the organism in Eukaryota, Metazoa, Arthropoda, Insecta, Diptera, Drosophilidae. Gene Ontology annotation, cellular component: cytoplasmic dynein complex; cytoplasm. The record is from RefSeq and is a predicted model, not a curated record.